Molecule: messenger RNA, 1296 nt
Organism: Procambarus clarkii (red swamp crayfish)
Lineage: Eukaryota; Metazoa; Arthropoda; Malacostraca; Decapoda; Cambaridae
Source: RefSeq, a predicted model, not a curated record
UGAGAGCUCAGUUGUAACUAGCCUAUUCGUCCAGACAACAUUGAGAGAAUAUAUUUGAAGCCAAAGGCGCAUAGCUUCUCUGUGAUUUAUAUUUAUUGUACAAGUGAGUGUUGAGUGAGAAUAUAGAAAAUAAGCAAAAUGAGUUCGUAUGACGAUAUGUGCGUGUUAGCGGACUCGUCGCUGAUUGCUCGUGUCUGUACCGUAACUCUCACUACCUCAACUAAGAGAAAGAAGCCCUUAUGGAGAACUAUCGAUUGGACCCGGUGGUGCCUCCUCCUGCUAGUGUUGAGUCCCGUAUCAGCCGUGCCAGUCAGAAGCAGAAGAACAGCUUAUAUCCUCGAAACAGCAGCAGCAGCAGCGGCGGCAGCAGCGGCGUCGGAAACCGUUCAGAAUACCUUAGAGUGGGAGAUCAGUCAGCUGGAGGAGUCGCUGGAGAGACCGCGUGUGAGCAGAAGCAUGGACGACCAACCCGACGACGUGGCUAACAGCAGGAGUCGUCGUGAGACGGCGCAUUGGUCGCAGCCUUGUACCAAUCUUAUGCACGACGCGACCAAUACUCCUAACUCUUUGGCUAAACACAUCCUCCAGGCCGUCUCAAGAGCUCUCAGCUACAUGAAUAACUUCAAAACGACUUAUGCGCAGCAGCUGGGCAUGGAUUGGGCCAGCGUGCUGGACAACUACACUUCCAAUCAGUCUAUUCCAUUCCUCAAGGCAGUGUCUCAACCACUGGUGAACGACUUCAACUCGCAUUUGCAGAACGCUUACGAAGUGAUGCAGCGCCUGGCGGUGGGCAUCGAACAGGUGACUCUGGACCAGGCGCUUUACCAGAGCACCUUCUUGCUGGAGUUCCGCACCAUAGAGACUCAUAUUGUGAAAAUCUUGUGUGAGUUACACUACGCCAUGGUGCACCAGGAGCUGACGCCCUCCGUGGCCGUCACGAAGGAGAUUAUGGGCAUAGAAUACCGCGAUCUGGAAGGCGAGUCUGCCAGAACGAUGCGAGACACCAUCAUCGUCCGCGACUACGACCAAGCCCUUACGAGUUUGAGAGACAUGUUCGUAGAGUUUGAGUAGCUAUGAGCCCCCCUCUUCCUCAGAUCAAGUCUACUAUUAUUACUCCCUCUUUCUCAAGCUCCGCGAGCAUUGUAUUGUAUUGAUUAACGACCUCAAGGAAAUGCUUAAAUAUUCAGGCACCUCAACCAAUGGCAGCGUGUGGACACGACGCCAUCCCCAGUGAUAGUUUUCACCUCUUGUUUUUGUUUUUUUUAAACUGAUUGUGAGUUCUUCAAUCCUUAAAUA